AUGGACAAUGAAAAACUUGAAAGUCUAAAGCCGAAAAUAAAUGAUUUAUUUGUUGGAAUCUUGGAAACAGCUAAACGUGAUAAAAUGAAUACCCGAAUAAAAACUUUAGAAAUAGUUGUUGAUUUUGUUACCGAAAAUUGCAUCAG
This is a messenger RNA of Racocetra persica, 146 nucleotides long. NCBI's taxonomy places the organism in Eukaryota, Fungi, Glomeromycota, Glomeromycetes, Diversisporales, Gigasporaceae. The record is from the annotation of a GenBank genome assembly.